Molecule: messenger RNA, 18557 nt
Organism: Podarcis lilfordi (Lilford's wall lizard)
Lineage: Eukaryota; Metazoa; Chordata; Lepidosauria; Squamata; Lacertidae
Source: the annotation of a GenBank genome assembly
AUGAAGUCAGCAUGGAAGACAUUGUGGCCAGAAGCUGUCCCUGAAUGUGUAUUUGAGGAUGUUGAAGAGGAUGCUCCUAUUGUUGAGGAGAUUGUGUCUCUGGGAAAGUCCAUGGGCUUGGAAGUGAGUAGUGAUGAUGUUGAGGAGUUAGUGGAGGACCACAAGACGGAACUCACCACAGAAGAACUUCAGAACAUUCUGAAGGAGCAGCAACAGGCGGCAACUGAGGAAUUGUCUUCGGAGGAGGAGGAGGAGGAGGAGGAGGAGGAGGAGAGAAGAGACAGUGUUCCUACUGCACUGAUCAAAGAAAUGUGUGCAAAAUGGGUUGAAGUGCAAAGUUUUGUUGAAAAAUAUCACCCUGAUAAAGCUGCUGUAAGUCGUGCCACUAACACUUUCAAUGAUAAUGCUAUGUCUCACUUUAGACAAAUUUUAAAACACCGGAAAAAUCCUUUUUGUUCAGAUUUGUAAACUGCUAAGGGGGUUUAUGUUGAAAUAUGAAGUGGUACAUAAAUUAAGUAACUCCUCCUUGUGAAACUUGAAAGCCUCAUUAUCACCUCACUUGCCAAAACAAGGAGCAUCUGCCAGUCACCCUGGUGCUCCAGCAGAUGACACCAUUGCUCCAGCUCUGAAAGAAGUCCCAGAGCUGGGUUCCCCGUGGUCCACCUCUAUUAUGCACCACCAGUGGGGGACAGGGUGCUGACCUUCUGUUUCACUGCCUGCUUCAGUGACUGGUGAGUUCUGAGUAGGGAUCAAACAUGGGGGGGGGACCCAAGCUAGAGCUGUGUUUAGUAAAAGGGAAAAAAAGACUGACGGGGGGAUUAUUGCAAUGGUUUCAUUUUUAUUUAUAAUUGUAACCUGUCCUGGGACAUUAUGGCAAAGGGCAUGUAAAAAAUUAAAUAAAUAAAAGAGAGGCAAGGUUUUUGACGCAGCAUGGCAUUUGGUUAGGUUCAUAUGUCACCAGGGAGUAGGGAUGAAUUGUAGAAACAAGAGUCCACGAAAAGCCCAAGCCCUUGAAACUGAUUGCAAAGUCAGAUUGCAAACUUUAAUCCAAGCCCUUCUUCAAGGCUGCCUUUAACAGCCUCACAUCAUAGUGUUUCCCCACAAUAGCCAACCAGGUGACUCUGAGGCAAUUAGGCAAUAACCCACUCUCCCCCUUCAUGAUCCCUAGCAACCAGUACUUUAGGUUUACUGCCUCUGGACCCAGAAGCUUUAUUUUGCAGCUAAAUUUUAGCUACUCCUUACCUCCUGCUGCAAAGCCACGCAGCCCAGCACAGAAGGCUGAUUUCCAAGACCGUAAGGUCAAGCCAUCUUCUCACCAGCUGCUUUGCAGUCUAAUCUGCUAUUGCCAGGAAUUUUGCCGCCACUAUAUGAACUCCAGGAAUUUGUCAGCUUGUAAAUUUAUCCGGUGUGUAGACAAGCGGAUGGAUGGAUGGAGAUCCUUGCAGAUUAGCCAGGCAAAAUGGUAAAAGGGUGGAGGGGGCCAAAAUGGGGAGUUUACAGGGGAGGAAAAACCUUAGUGCCCAAUCCAUCUAGACAUCACUGCACGGAAAGACCUUCAGAGCCAUUGGAAUUAGGGUAGCCAUGUACCCUAUUUUAGAGGACAGUCCCUCAAUUUAAUGUUUGUAGGGCUGUCUGAUCGAAGUCUGGUUAAAAAGAGAAUCAUCAGAAGUGCGGGGGGGCAUGAAGUUGCCCAUCAGAGCAGGCGCACAGAGAUUGCUCCCCCCCCCCAAUCUCAACUUGUUCCCCACUAUGCUGAAACAUGGGCAUAGCUAGGCUUUUGUUGGGGGGCAGGCUUUUGUUAGGGGGGCAGAACCUCAAGUACUUUUAUUGGUUUAGGGGAGGCAGCUGCCCCCCCUUGGCUACGCCCAUGUGGUGAAACACUUGGGUUUACUAUUAUUACUCCUGCAUUUUCACAGAUAAGUAACAAGAACAAAACAACGUUAAAUGGUAACAUUCCAAGUCUUCUGUCAUUACAGGUGUACAAAUUGAGAGAGGAGAGGUUCAUUUUUUAUAUAAAAAACUAAUUGUCAUACUUUAGUCCUUAACCUCCGCCCUCCAAAAAACAACCACCACCUACCAUUUUUGUAUUGGGCUGGAAUGUAGUGAUCCUACUUUUUAAUGUUCUCAUACAAAAUAAAAUCCCACCAAUCUAAAACUCUGGGUCCACUGACCCGCUGCAUAAUUUCAACUGAUGCAUUAAUCUUUCUGGCAGGGUAAUUAAAUACUGUAUACAUAUAUGUACUGCAGCAAUAAUCUAUUGGUAAUGUUUGCAUCUUUCCAACCCUGAGGGAUCACCUGUCUGGCUGCUGCUAACAAAAUGUAAUGAGUUCCCUUGAAGGUAAAUUAGACUUGCCCCCUGAGAACACAGGUAGCAAACACAGAAUAGUAUCAUCUACCACUUCAUUGGCCUAUGGUGGCACUAAUUUCUUUGAAUACUAGCUUUUAAAAAACCUCUCAGAGCUUCAAUCCCUCUUCCCAGGGAAUUCUGGGAACUGUAGCUCUGUGAUGGGAAUAGGGUCUCCUAGCAAACCCAAAUCCACGAAAUUAAAAGACGCCUUCUCCUUGGGAGAAAGGCGAUGGCAGACAGCUUCUUAAAUAGCAGAGACAUCACCUUGCCAACAAAGGUCCGUAUAGUUAAAGCCAUGGUUUUCCAGGUAGUGAUGUAUGGAAGUGAGAGCUGGACCGUAAAGAAGGCUGAUCGCCGAAGAAUUGAUGCUUUUGAAUUAUGGUGCUGGAGGAGACUCUUGAGAGUCCUAUGGACUGCAAGAAGAUCAAAUGCAUCCAUUCUUAAGGAAAUCAGCCCUGAGUGCUCACUGGAAGGACAGAUCGUGAAGCUGAGGCUCCAAUACUUUGGCCACCUCAUGAGAAGAGAAGACUCCCUGGAAAAGACCCUGAUGUUGGGAAAGAUGGAGGGCACAAGGAGAAGGGGACGACAGAGGAUGAGAUGGUUGGACAGUGUUCUCGAAGCUACAAACAUGAGUCUGACCAAACUGCAGGAGGCAGUGGAAGACAGGAGUGCCUGGCAUGGUCUGGUCCAUGGGGUCACGAAGAGUCGGACACGACUAAACGACUAAACAACAACAAGCAAAUCCAAGCACCUGUUGUUGUUUUUAAAAAAACUAGUUCCCAGGAUUCUUUGGGGGAAGCCUGCUUAAAGUGGUCUAAUACUGCUUUAUAGCGUCAAUGGGGCCUAAGUAAGUUCCAGGCUCAUUCUCCCACAAAACGCAGGCUCCCAAAAGUACCCAAUUUACAUUUGGAAAUUACCCUUAUGCAACCCUUCCACUUCUGCCACACCAAUAGUUCAAAAGAUGUUAAUGAAUUCCUGCAUUGUAGAAGGCUGGGCCAGAAAACCCUUGGGUGCGCCUUCCAACUCUACAAUGCUAUGAUUUUAUGAAUGGGUUGUUUGUUCAGCAAUUGCUGGAUUCCAGAUAGAAAUUUUUUUUGGGUGGGGGCAACAACACCACUAGGCUACAUGAUUUGACAUUACUAGGCCGCUUGGGAAAAUCAGUUAGGCCUCUUGAUGUGUGUGUCACAUGUGCCAAUCAGGGAAUUUGUCCUUCCACCAGAUGAGUGGGAAUGAGGCUCUAAAUUUAAUUAAUAAAGGAAAGCCAGAUGGCAGCAAUUAGCAGAGCCCAGCCAGCAAUCCCGCUGUUUAUCUUACAUCAGUGGAAAGAACAGGGCACAGGAGAGGCGGAUGUAAUGACUGGGAUCCCAUCUGCAGCUUCCCUGUUGGGUGUUGCCUAUUGUGAAGGUAACACACGCACGCACACACGUGUGGAAAUCUCCAGGGUUUCCCCCUCCCCCACUUUCCCUUUCCCUCCCCCCUCCUUUUCUUUGCACGGCUUUUCCUUCCCAGGAGAGAAGGCAAAAGGAAGCCCUGCAGUGCCCACCCACGGCGGCAGGGGGGCGCCCGCGUGCCAGGCGCUGCGCCUCCUCGCCGCCGCUCCACAUGCCCAAAUAAGGGCAAAUCAGGUUGUGAGAAUCAGGGAGGCGCUUGAGGGUUUGGCUCGCGCGACGCCUUAUUUGGAAGCGAGAGAAGCGAAGAAGAAGGAGGGCGGGGGAGCAACGAGCGGUCCGGGCAGGGCGCGCGGAGAGGCAGGCAGCACCAACAGCAGCUGCAACGUGCACGCGCCUGUGUGUUGCAGAGAGGAAAAGGAGGGGGAGGAGGGAAGGACGCGCGCCCGGCUCGCCGCUACACAAGUCCCCCUUUGUCCCUGUCUGGUGCAUCUAUGCAAAGGCUUAGAAUUGCGUGCAUCAAAAGAUGCUGAAGCCUUCCUUCCUUCUUUCCUUCCUAGAGAUGGAGGGUGGGGGUGAAGGAGAUUUGCUGCAAUGCGGAGGGGUACUUCUCAUUUCUCUCUCUCCCCCCUCCAAGCCUUCCUUGAUCUCUGUUUCAAGUGCCUCCCCCCACCCUCGCAAACAGCAAAAAAGGGGCUGCUGCAGUGGCUAUCUGAUCCACGCUCUACAUCCAAUGCACAUCUAAAGUGCAUGCCUAUCUCUCUAUCUCCCCCCCCCCCGCCGCCUCCAAGAAUCCUGCGAAAGUUACAGGAUACUGGGAAUUGUAGUUGUUUGAGGCAGAAAAAAUUCCCCGGGAUUCUUUGUGUGUGUUGUAUUUUUUGCAUGUGUUUUAUAUGUAUGGUGUGCACCUACCCUGUGUGUGCCUGUGCCUCAUCUUGGGGGUUCCACUUAAAACACAGUUUUGGCACAAACAAGGGGGUGUCAAUAGCUGCAGGUGGGGGAGGCCUUGUAGCCCUCUCUCCCUCAACGAAGAACCUCUCUCUUUUUAAUUAAUUUUUGCAAAGGAUAAGGAAACAGUUGUUGCGGCCUUCUCUCUGGCAGUGCAAACUGAGGCAUGCCUACUCUGAAGUAAGGAAGGCCUAUUUGAGUUUAGUGAGCUUUAACCCCAGGCAAGUUGGGUCCAAGGUGCAACACAGAAUGAAUCAACCGCCUCUCUCUUUGAGAAUCUUUUUUAAAGGCCUUUUUGGAAAUGGGAAAGAGCUAUGAAGAUGCUGCAACAUGAUCUAGGUGUGUGUGUCUGUGUUCAAAUGUGUCUAGUCAGAAGUAAAGCCAAUUGACAGCCAAUGGGGCUUCCAAGGUAUGUGAGUCCUCAAAAGGCUCAGUCCCAGCAAAAGCAAUGGGUGCCUCCCAGCAUCUUUGCCUGGCCCUCAGGACUCUCCCCAACCCUCUCUCCAGGCCUCACCCCUCAUCAGUCCUUCCCCUUGCCCACAUUUGAGUGUUUCUUGACCCCUGGAAUGUGUUUGUGAAGAGUGGCAAUGCCUCUUGCUGGCCUGGAUGGAGAGGUGUGAAACCUGUGGCUGGAAUGUAGUGCUCUGCUUUCCUUUGGACCACAUCAAUGAUGCUAAGAGGAGGGUAUUGCCGUCUGGGCAGUACAGGACCUCCAUACACACGACUCAGGCUUGUGCCCCAGGGAGGUCAGUUCACUUCUUGUUGUUUAGUCGUGUCCGACUCUUCAUGACCCCAUGGACCAGAGAACGCCAGGCACUCCUGUUUUCCACUGCCUCCCGUAGCUUGGUCAAACUCAUGCUGGUAGCUUCGAGAACACUGUCCAACCAUCUCGUCCUCUGUCGUCCCCUUCUCCUUGUGCCCUCCAUCUUUCCCAACAUCAGGGUCUUUUCCAGGGAGUCUUCUCUUCUCAUGAGGUGGCCAAAGUAUUGGAGCCUCAGCUUCAGGAUCUGUCCUUCCAGUGAGCACUCAGGGCUGAUUUCCUUCAGAAUGGAUAGGUUUGAUCUUCUUGCAGUCCAUGGGACUCUCAAGAGUCUCCUCCAGCACCAUAAUUCAAAAGCAUCAAUUCUUCUGCGAUCAGCCUUCUUGAUGGUUCAGCUCUCACUUCCAUACAUCACUACUGGGAAAACCAUAGCUUUAACUAAAGACAACAGUUCGCUUAGGUGCUGCUAAUCAUGUAUCGGCUUGGCUUCACCCCUGGAAGUGCAGACAGACGGAUGCCAACAACAGUAUGAGAGUCCAUUGCGCAACCACUUUUGCUUCUGGCCCUGGGAAGGUUGUAUGCAAUGGACAGUGGCCCUUAAAGUGAAAUAGAUUCUCUGCCCCUACUAAUAUGCAGUUUCCUGGGACUAAGACCCAUUAAGUGCUAUGAAUUAAUCAGCAGGCUGUUCCUUUGGGCCUCUCUCUUGGAAAAAGAGAAGGAUCAGGGAAACUAUUGCUCUUUGUAAGUCAUUGGACUCCCAACUUCCAUUAGCCCCAACCAGCAUGCUCAGUUGGUAAGGGAUGAUGGGAUGUGUAGUCCAGCUACAUCAUUGGAGCCUGCCCCCACCACAGGUUCAAAACAUCCCCUUCCAACCAGCCCCAAAAUACCGGCCCUCAGAGUAAGAAACAGCGAUUAAACUGCAAAAUAAUAAACGAAUGAUGCAUUAAAACCGCCACCAUCUGUGCACUGUAGUAGGAUUUCCAAUCAAUCAGAAAAUAAAAUGGGCCAUUAGGUUUUAUAAGCAGAAAUCAAAAUAUUUGCAGAUCAAAUGACUAUAAAAACAGGAACAGGAAGCAGUAAAAUGAGCAGCAACUCUACUCAGUCAGCAAUUCCAUUGAGAGGGUCUAAUUACCAUAGGGCAGACCCACACCAUAGGUAUGCUAUAGGAAAAUAAGGUAUAAAGCACAUCCAAUGCACAUUUAAGCACAUCGCUUCAACCAGAGAAUCCUGGGGGCCUGCCUCACAGAGCUACAGGUCCCAGCAACUGUAAUAAAUUACAGUUCCUACCAUUCUUUGGUGGAGGUCAUGUGCUUUCAAUGUGUAUUGGAUGUGCUUUCAAUGUAUGGGGUGGAUCUGCUCGAAAUCUACCAUUUUAAUGUAAUUUCUUUUUCCAGGGACAACUUUUCUAAGCUUUGUGCAAGUGAGCCCUUUGUUUAUGAGGCUAUAAAGAAGAAAAUUUCCUGUACAUUGUAGGGCAGGACUGGGGAACCUCUUUGCGCCCCACCCCCAGGCCUCACCAGGCCUUCUGUGCCAUUUCCAGCCUCGCUGGGGGAAAGCAUUAUCCCUAACCACUGGCCAUGCUGGCUGUGGGGGGAGCUGGAGUCCCAGCAAUACCUGCAGAGCAUUUCAUUGGCUACUGAAGUCCUCAUGGAAAUCCAACAAUGUUUUAGUUUGAAUUUUUCCUAACAUACACAUAUUUGUGUGCAAUUUUGCCCAAUUUUUACAAAGGACUUUUCCCUUUAUGCAAUGCAUUUUUGUGCACUGUUUUCACUAGUUCAUGCACACUUUACCCCCAUAUUGUUUUGGAGAGUGUGCAUCAGGCAGGUUUAUCUAACAGUGCGAAUGGAAUGGCAUCUCUCUCCCCCCCCCCCCACCUUCCUAGCACUGAUGCCGUUGUGCCCUUCAAACUACCUCCUCUUUAAGCCGAGCUAUUUUCCUGCUGGCAGACGUGGAUCUUUUUUCUCCAGGCUUUUUAUGUUUUCCUAAAAUGGGCAUAUAAUUUAUGAGUGCCUACUCUGUCUCACUCGCUCGGCAAUCGUCGGAGACCAAAGAAUUUCCCUCGCCUUCUAUUUCCAGAGCAAAAAAUCUCUUCAGAAUUUCCAGUUCGGUUUUCUCCUCUCUUUUCCCUCCUUAUUCUUUUUAACCAAACCAUGGGAAAUUAAAACUGGAGGUGCUGAGGAGGGGUGGGGGGUGGUGGUUGGAAAUCAAAGCACAGAACAAAUGUGUUCCUUUUAGCUUCCCUCAGCCUUUCAUUCCCUACACCCCCUGCCCCAGCGUGUGGCUAGGAUCUCUGCUGUUGAGUUAUGCACAUUCUAGUGCUGCCAAGUAAUUUGAACGUGGGUGUCUUGAUCCUAGGCACCUCGCAGCCAGUCCCUUAGCUCAGUGGUAGAGCAUCUGUUGAAGUUCCUGGGUUCAAACCCCUGUAUCUCCUGUUAGGGUUGGUAGAGACCCUUCUAGGAAAUUCUGGGGCCUUCUGCCUGCACAGCAGAUGCUCUGCGGUGACCCCCGGCUCUUCCAAAUCAAACAGGAACACAGGAAGCAGACUUGAACUGAGUCAGACCCAUGGGUCCAUCUAGCUCAGCAUUGUCUACACUGACUGGCAGCAGCUCUCCAAAAUUUCAUAGGAGGGUCUCUACCACCUGGAUUUUAAUGCUCCUCUACCCCUCGUUUUGUUUUUAUUUUGCUUUAAUUUUCUUACUGUUUAAAUGGAAUUAUUAUUAUUUUUGGUUAAAUUUCCUCAGGGGCCCCUGUUAGGACCAAAUGGUAGCAUGAAAAUGUUUUCAUCAAUAAAUGCCCUUGCUCCAGCUUACUCUAGACACAUGUUGCUUGAAGGAUGAGGCCAGGAAUUAGGCGUGCACAAUCUGUAGACAUUUGCCUCAAAAAGAAUCCUUGACUGUUCAAGAAGCCUUGAAUUCUAUUAAACCCCCAAACAUCCUUUCAAACGCACAUUUUUUUUAUUCGACCACUUGGACUCCGUCUCCUAUCCACCCCUGUGGGAGACCUACAAGCCUGCCCUAGUGUGGCUGGGGGGAAAAAAGCCCUUAACUUCCAUUUUUAAAACUUCAAACAGUUUGAAGAGAAACUGCAACCAUUAAACUGCAAGAGGUUCAUUGCUAUCAUGUGGGUUGAAUGGGGAGGAGACAAAGCAGUUUUGAAACCCCACCACAUGUCUUUAUUGGCUUGCCAAUGUUGGACUCUGUUAACAUAAAAGCAUAGAAUUGUAGAGUUGGAUGAGGCCCUGAGCAUCAACUAGUCCGGUGUUUCCCAAAAUUGGGUCUCCAGCUGCUUUUGGACCACAAUUCCCAUCAUCCUUGACCACUGGUCUUGCUGUCUAGGGAUAAUGGGAAAUGUAGUCCAAAAACAGCUGGGAAGCCAAGUUUGGGCAACACUGGCUAGUGUCCCGUACCCCCGCUGCAAUGCAGGAAUCGCAACUAGAGCACCCAUGGCAGUUGGCCAUCCAGCAACAACUGUUUUGUGAAUUACCACUGUAUAUUACUUUUUAUUCUUAUUUCUUCCCUCCCCUUUCUCCUGAAGGAGUUCAAGGUAGCACACAUUAGAAAACAGACACAACCAAAAACAAAAUACCGUAUUUUUUGCUCUAUAAGACUCACUUCCCCCCCCCCCUAAAAAGUAAGGGGAAAUGUGUGUGUGUCUUAUGGAGCGAAUGCAGGCUGUGCAGCUAUCCCAGAAGCCAGAACAGCAAGAGGGAUUGCUGCUUUCACUGCGCAGCGAUCCCUCUUGCUGUUCUGGCUUCUGAGAUUCAGAAUAUUUUUUUUCUUGUUUUCCUCCUCCAAAAACUAGGUGUGUCUUGUGGUCUGGUGCAUCUUAUAGAGCGAAAAAUACGGUAAGUUAAAACUAAAACAGUCAAACUGCUACUCCAGCAGAAAAGGAAUAGCAGGCUUAUGACAACAAUUGUCCUCCAAAGGCCAAGAUAAACAAAUGUGUCUUAAACACAUGCCAAAAUACUGACAGUGCGAAGGACAAGCAUAAGCGAUAGUAUGGGUGAGCCACUUUAGGCUUAGCAAAUAUGGCCCUCCAGGCAAGACUUAAAGCGUAGCCACUUGUGGGACUAGUAGUGGUAUCUUCAAGGGUAGCCCCAUGUAGAAUGCACUGCAGUAGUCCAGUCAUGAAAGGCUUGCUGAAACGCAGCUGUCCUGGUCCAGGAAUGGGGAUAGCAGGCAAACCAGCCAGAGCUGGAAAUAAACACUUGCUGCUGAAACCACCAGUGACAGCAAUGGAUCCAUGAUCAUUCCCAAGCUAUUGUCUUCCUCAUUCCCAGAUAUAGGAAUUGCCUGUCAUUAGUGCUAUUGCUGGCAUUCAGUUGCAGUUUAUUGGCCUUCAGAAAGUGGUCCAGCACUUGUACAGCCUCCCCUGAUUUAGAUGGAGAGAUAGAGCUCCCAGGUUCCUGGAAGACUGCUCCCAACAGUAGCAUAGGAGGCAAAAUAGACGGACCCCCUGAGGGAUCCCAAUGCCCCCCAAACCAUGCGGCCAAGAUGCAGUUAUUCCAGCUCUACUUUCUGGUAGGAGCAGAGCCACUGUAGAGCAGGGCCUCCAAGUCGCAACCCCAAAUCGUUCCAGAAAGAAAGUGUAGCCAAUGGUGUUGAAAGGCAUGGAGAGAUUGAGGAGAGCCAACAGGGAUCUGGCUCUCUCCAGUCUCUCUCACAAUAAAGGUCAUCAGGCAGGGUGACCAAGGGUUUUCCAUUGCCAUAAAAAGGCCUGAAGCUGGAUUGAAACAGGGCUAGAUAAUCUGCUUCAUCUAGGCAUGUUUGCAGUUGGUCAGCCACCACCCUUUCAACUACAUAAUUAUCUGCGUCUCUGACCUCACUGAUUGCAAUACAAGCACACCUAAGCACACACAGGUAGCUCAGGAUUACACUCCACGCAACCUGGUGCAGUGGACUUCAAUCCACUAUAGUUUGUGCCAUGGUAUAUUUCUUGGUCUUUAACACAUCACAUGAUCUUUGCUGGUUUUGCCACAGGAGACCAACAUGGUUGGCCAUCUGGAGAUAAUAUUAUCACACCAAGAAAGGGGAGCAUGUUGGCCUCCAUAUGUUUGUUGAACUAAAUCUCCCAUCAUUCCUGGCACUGGCUUGCUGUGGCUAGGGCUGAUGGGAGUCUAGUAACAUCUGGAAGGCCACAGAUGUUACUCUCUCCUUCUUUACUCUCUUACUGUUGCUUCUUAUUAUUACUCAGUGCUUUUUUCUGGGGGGAUGCAGGGGUAUGUAUACCCCUAAACAUUUUGUGAAUCUUUGUACUUUGUAGUGAUGAUUUUCUUGAGUCAAAAUGAGAGUACCACUAAACACUUUGUUUAGAAAAAAGGACUAUUUACUUAUUACUAAAUACAGUGGAUGCUCGGGUUGCGAACGUGAUCUGUGCGGGCGGCAUGUUUGCAACCCACAGCGUUUGCAACCCGCAGUGCCGUGUCUGCGCCUGUGCAGGUUGCGAUUCAGUGUUUCUGCGCAUGUGCAAAGCGCGAUUUAGCGCUUCUUUGCAUGCGCAACUACUGAAACCCAGAAGUAACCCGUUCUGGUACUUCUGGGUUUCGGCAGGUAAAGGGCCCCCUGACCAUUAGGUCCAGUCGUGGCCGACUCUGGGGUUGCGGUGCUCAUCUCGCUUUAUUGGCUGAGGGAGCCGGUGUACAGCUUCCGGUAACCUGAAAAAAAUGCAACCUGAAGCAUCUGUAACCCAAGGUAUGACUGUACAACAUAAUAAUUCCUAGAUAAAACACAAGAUCUUUCUGCUCCCUUCUAUCUCUGUGACACUUACCCCCAGUCCUUUAUUUCUGGAAAAAAGGUGGGGGAACUCAACAUGAAGUUUGUUUUGUUUAUUGCAGGUCUAGUCACAGUGCCCCCCCCCAACACGGACAGUGGCUAAAUGUAAAAUGUGAUUAAUAAAGUCAAGCAGACAAUAAUCUGGAUUGGAAAUGGCCACAACUUUAUAGAUUACAGCCAUUGGGUGUGUAUCUGUUCCUGCACCCCCAGACAAAAAAUAUAUAUUUCAUUUUUAAAAGGUAAGGGAACUCAGUUCCCCCGAGUUCCUGCUCAAAACGCCUCGCGCUUGCCGAAUGUGGCCCUCCAGAGGUUGACUAGACUCCAGCUGCCAGCAUCCCCGGCAAUCAGCCCAGGCUGGCUGGCAUGGAUGAUGGGAACUGGAGUCCCAGCGGGCGCAGGUUCCCCCACUCCGGCCUGUCACAGUGAACUACGUUUCCCAGGAUUCUUGUGGGGGGUGUCGGGAAAGGGAAAGGCCAGUGGAAAGGAGACGAGGCCUUUUGGGGGGGGGGAGAGAGAGGGGGGGAGGACUCGGUUUCCCAUGGUACAUCGCGCUGCCGGACCGGAAGCGGCUCCUCCUCGGGAGGCGCCUUAAAGCGGAAGCGUCGUGCCGGGGCGGGGCUGCAGUUCCUUUCGGGCCUCGCUUGACGCGCAGACGGAGUCGGAGCCGCCGCCUCGGAGAAGGAAGCAGCAGUCGACGCCGACGCCGCACCACCAGCAGCAGCUCCGAGCGCGAAGAGCACCGCCGACGCCGCGCACACCUUCUCUUCCUCCUUCACCUUUCCCUUCGUCGCCUGCAGCACCAUGGUAAGACCCGGCGCGGCCCCUCUCCUCCACCGCCCCCCCACCGCCCGCCCCACACACCGGGCCGCCAUCUUGUCUCCCGGCCGCCAUUUUGACGGGGGCUCUCGGGGGCCCCUUUCUCCCCGCCCCACCUGGCUUUGGCGGCGAAGGUGCCUCUGUGGCUCGAUGUAGCCCCCCCCCCCGCUUAGCCCCUCGCCGCAUUCUGGCAGUCACAUGGCCAGUCACAUGGGGAGGAGCUAUUUUCUGUAGUGGGAGGGGGAAGGGAAGCCCCUCAUCCUCCCAAUCUCCUCACCCUCCCCCCACCACACCCGACCUAUAUAUCACCCUUCUGACGGGGUAUGAUACUGGAUGGAAUCUUCUUUUUUUCCUUUUACACCCCCCCACCAUUUUGUAGAGCUGGAUGAGAGAGGGUAGAACCCAGGACCCCCAUAAGUGUGGGGUGUGCAAAUGCCUUCCGAACCUACAUUGCCCUUUCUUGCUUCUUAAAAUGACUUAAUUUGAAAGACCUGCGCAGAGGGAACUCGCUGCCCUUAUCCUUUCCCGGUCCUCUGUUCUUUCCCUGCCGCCUCCGUCCCUCCCGCUCUUCCUCUCUCCCUCCCUUUUCCACAGCAGCUUCUCUCUACGGAGAUGCAGGUUGAAAGGGAAGAGGGAUAUAUAGAGGAGCCUAUUGUGUGUAAGUCCCGGCGCGGGGAGGGGGGAGUCAAGACUCACGUGGCUGGGCAUUGCAGCAGUUUUAUCCCCCACCCCACUCAAAAGGCCUGGAUAAAACUAUUUGCUCCCUCUCCAAAGAGCAGGUUCUAAAUGCUGGCUGAAUGUGGCACCUCUCCUAAAAUGUCUAUCAAAUGACACUCUCAGGCUUGUGGUUUAUAUCCUUCCUGCAGCGAGGAGCUGGCCUGCCAAGAGACUCCUUAAUAGUGCUGGCGAGAAAUUCCUGGGCUCUUGAUACUCUCACCUUUUUCUCCUCCCCUUCCCCUUGCCAAAAUUGCUCUCUAUUGCCGGUUGUAAAAACGCACCCCCUUUUUCACUUCCCAAACUCUGAACUGGACAGGCUGCUUCCCUUGCCCGGGAUUUGCACCCCUCCUAAGAGAUCCCGUGUUGUUUCCCAGCUUCUGCUGGUGACAAUAGAUCUCUCCCUCUCUUAAGAAAAACCACAGUCCUGAGCACGCAUCUCCUGAAUGCUGCCACUUAACCUUCUCUCCUCUUCCCCCCUCCUCCCCCCCCAUCCCCUGCGACACAAGUCUACUUCCUUUUCUGGUGUUGGAGGCAGGAGGCCAAGCACCUCCCUCCAGACUGGCGGCUUUGGGGCACCUGCUGUCUCUGCUCUUGCAUUCUGUGCUUUUCCCACCCCAGAAAGCUAGUGCCAGAUUCCCAGCAUCUCUGCUCCUGGCCUCUCCUGGGGGCAGGCAUGGAACCUAGGAGAUUUUUCUUUUAAAAAAACACUCCCUAGUUGGUUUAUUUCCAAUUCUGGCUGUUAAAUCGCCCAUAUAUACCACUCCCAAUCCUGCCUUCCAUCAUCAUCCUAACCUUAACCUGAAUCCAUUUCCUUCUAUCUCUUCAUUUUAGUGAUGGGAAUUUCUGACUCUGUUUAAAAGGUCAAUUGGAUGGGCCCCUCUUUGUGUGUGUGUGUGUGUGUGUGUGUGUGUGAGAGAGAGAGAGAGAAGUCUGCCCCAAAUUCACUGUCUAGUCAUUUGAAGAAGUCCUUGUAAAAAAAAAAAAAAAAGUUUUAUGUGGCUUAACUCCAGAUGACUCUGUUGGAGUCAGUUUCUUCACAGAACCUGCUCUGACCAGGAUAGGGAAAGGCAUCUAGGUUUAGGCUCUGGAAUCUCGUCCAUAACUGCCUGGGGUCAGUAGCCGGCCAAAAUUUGUGGUUGCCUUAAACCUUUUCCUCUUCAUUUCCUGUAGGGAUGGGGAGUUUGAGGCUUAUCUCUAUUGCACAUGUGCUUUGAAGUUGCCUCUGCAGCGCAAGAUCAGGGAGAAAAUCUCUGCUCCCCAGUUCUGAGCUCAGGAAGAGGGUGGGGGCUGGUCUGUGUCAUGCUCUACUUCCGAAGCACUCAGAAGGGGGGGGGGAAGAGCAGUGAUGGCUCAUGCUUUACAGAGUUUGAAAGGAUUCUUAUGGCAAGUGAGUUUGCGGAUCCAUUUUUGAGCCUUUGCUAAUUUGCAUGGGUAAAUGUAAGUUCUUCUGGAUUAGCCUGGAUGUCAUUCUGAAUAGCUUAGUUUGUUAGAUCAUGGAACUGAUAACGCCAAGGUUGCAGGGUUCAGACACCGUAUGGGACACCAGCAUAUUCCUGCAUUGCAGAGGGUUAGACUAUAUGGUCCUCAGGGUCCCUUCCAAAUCUGUGAUUCUAUGGAUCAGACCAAAGGCCCAGUCAGCCCAGCAUCCUGUUUUUCCACAGUUAAGCAGGCCAUGAGGGCAACCUGGUGUUUCUCUCCAGUGACUGAUAUUCAGGCACAGUUGCACCUCUGAACAUGGGCGGGUCCACAUAGUCAUCAUGUGUGGGAAGCUAGUAAUAUUGUCUAAUCCCUUUCAAAGCCAUCUGGGCUAGUGCACAUCACCACAUCAAGUGGCAGCGAAUUCUGUAAAUGAAUGAUGCACCACACGAAUAAGUAUUUUCUUUAUCCGUCCUGAUUCUCCUGCCAUCUGGUUCAUUGGAUAACCCAGAGAUCCAGUACUAUGAAAGUGGGAGGGAAUGCAUCUUAUUCUCUCUCCCACAUGUGGAGGCUUUGGUGUGGCUAUUGGCUGACUCCUUUCCCUUCUCCCUCCCUCCCUCCCUGGGCAGGCAUCUGGCGUAGCCGUCUCCGAUGGAGUUAUCAAGGUCUUCAAUGACAUGAAGGUGCGCAAAGCAUCCACCCCAGAAGAGGUGAAGAAGCGCAAGAAAGCUGUGCUCUUCUGCUUGAGCGAAGAUAAGAAGAACAUCAUCCUGGAAGAGGGGAAGGAGAUCCUGGUGGGGGAUGUGGGGGACACCAUUGAUGACCCUUACCUCUACUUCGUCAAGAUGCUGCCGGACUGUGACUGCCGCUAUGCCCUUUACGAUGCCACCUAUGAGACAAAGGAAAGCAAAAAGGAGGACCUUGUCUUCAUCUUCUGGUGAGGACUCCCUCCUAAAAACAAAACAAACUAAAGCCUACUCUGGGGCUACUGCCAGGCCACCCCAUAUCCCCUGCCCCCAGGCUCCCCCCCUUCCCCGUACUCACGGAAUCAUGUUGAAGAGUAGUUCUUUUGGCCAGAAAAAUGCUACCAAGCAAAUGCAAUCAGAGCAGAGGGUCUGGUGUGUUUGGAACCCUUUGUUGGAGGUUACUUCCCUGGCUACUUUUUCCGAGCUGGACACGGAUUCUAUCUGCUCCAGCCAUCCCCCUCCCCCAGUCUAGCCUUGCUUCCAGAUCUCAUGAAAAGGCUUAUUCACGACCUGUCUUGCCACUCUUCUUCCUGGGUGUCAAACCAAGGGCUGUUGAUGCCUUGGAAAGAGUUGAGAGCAACCCGCUGGAGAAGAUAGCAAGUGAUUGAGCUUGGCUGAGGGCUCUAGGAUUUCCAUGGCAGAACUCGAGGAUUUCACUCCGGGCACCUUAGUUCUUUUCAGAGUUGACAAUGGGGGCAGAGCUGCUUUGAUGUGGCUUACCUGGAAGUCCUAGGGAUAGGGGUAGAUCGCUGCCUCAGGCACCUUCAGUGCUUCCUGGCACUGUUGCCAUGAUAACGUGGGGUUAAAGUCCUUUUAGGGAAGCAUCCCUCCACAUGUAUGCACCCGCCUCCCGUAUACCUGGGAUGCGGAGAAUAGAAAUCCGUUGCCAAGCAGUUCAGUUUGUGCCCAUAUCAAAUUGUGGCAUGGCAACAGUACAACCAUUUUAAACACCCUGUAUAUCUCAGGUAAGGGGGGGGUAUAAACAACCCAGGAAUGAGAGGCAAUUGUUGCCCUACACAGUGUGCAAGGAAAUUUGGGCUGUCCUGUUGUAGUCUUCAAUUUAAAAGGCUGUAGGUCAUGGAAUCUGUAGCACAGAACUGGGGAAACCUGCGCCCUCAUGAUGUUCCUGGGCUAAACUCACCAUUGGCCAUGCUGGCUGAGACCGAAGGCAGUCCAACAACAUCUGGAGGACCACAAGUUCCCCCACCCUCUGUUCCAGCAGGUGAGGGGGGAAAUGUCUUUGUCCCAGGAUUCCGUUUGAGGAAGUGACUCCAUUAGGCAUAUGGAUGACGUGGCUGCUGCUAUACCCUUAGGCAUCUUCCCUCCUCUAUCCUUGUCCGCUCCUUGAGCUGUUUUCACCCUGUUCAGACUAACAAGGGAGGAUAUAUAUUUGUUAUUCCCAUGGGAAUUGGGGCUGGUCACGCUCCUGAUGUUGAGGUUGCUGUUUUGUCUCCCCGCAGGGCGCCUGAGUGUGCCCCCCUGAAGAGCAAGAUGAUCUAUGCCAGUUCUAAGGAUGCCAUCAAGAAAAAAUUAACAGGUGAGAGCUGGUGCGGUUGCCUCUUUCACACCAGGGGGAUAGGAGUUGGGGACUGGACUGCUGUAGCUCAGCAGUAGAGCACAUGCCUCUUACGCAGAUGGCCCCACGCUGGAGGUAGAGCUGGGAGGGGAGUCGUGUCUGAAAUACUGGAGAGCUGCCAGUCAGUGCCACUGUAAUUACUGUCUGUGUAGUGAUUAUUGUAUAUGCUUGUGUAAAAGCUGACUUUUUCAGAACAUUUUUUAUGCUGAAAAAGCCCCCUACGGCUUAUACUUGAGUGAGGGUCCCCUUUGCUGCUGUUGGCAGCGGAGGAACAAGCAGCCCUUUUGGGCUGCUUGUUCUUCCUCUGCCGCUGCCACCAUUGGCCUCUGCCUCUCAGCAGCACGCUAAAUAGGCAGGGGGACGGUAGGGGCUGGGGGGGAAGAGAAGCCCCCUCUGCCGUAUGCAUGCGCACGCACACACACGCACUCCGGCCCACCAGGAGGUUUGUGGUGUGGUGAACUAGAUUAUACUCGAGUCAAUAAGUUUUCCCAGUUUUUUGUGGUAAAAUUGGGUGCCUCGGCUUAUAUUCAGGUUGGCUUAUACUCGAGUAUAUACGGUAAUUUUGCAAGAUGCUUUUCUCUUGUGAUUGCCUCUCUGCAACCAUCUUGGAGGGGCAGAAACUGACCUUGUGAGAAUCAAAUUGACACUGGCCUCUGCUUUCCUGUGCCAUGGUCCCAUCUGCAAUAAGGCUUCCCCCUCUCCCAAAAUGGAGAGAAGGCCUUCACUUGAUCAGAAGUGGCAAGUGGUAGGGCCCAAAGUUUAAGACUUGGUAGUACUGUGCUCAGAGGCUCAUAGAGCAGGGAUGGCCAGGCUAUGGCCCCCCCAAUAUGUUGCUGGACUGCUAUUAGCCACAGCCAGCAUAAGCAGGUAUGCUGGGAGUUGUCCAGGAACAGGUACCACCCUUCAUUUAGAGGUUUGAGCCUCCCCAGCAAUGUUUCAGUUAAUAUCAUUGUGGGUUGAAUCCAGAGUUAAGUUGGCAAUGUUGAAAUCAAUGGGACAGAUUUAGACAUUGAUUCAGCCCUAUGCAUCUUUGAAAUGCCCUUAAAAUGGCUGUUAACAAUGUAGUGGUGAAAUAUUAAUUUAAUAGUAAUUUAUUAUUUAUACCCCGCCCGUCUGGCUGGGUUUCCCCAGCCACUCUGAGCGACUCCCAACCAAAUAUUAAAAACAUGAUACAGCAGUAAACAUUAAAAACUUCCCCAACCAGGGCUGCCUUUGCUUCCUGAAUAAACAGUUGAUUGGGCUGAAACCCUACUUUUGGUCCCUUCUAUGUUGCCUUCUCAUUCACCUUCACUCUCAUUGUCUGAAAACAGCAUGCUAAUUCCCACAACUGUUUCCCAACUUUGUACUGGCCCACACUUCUCUCCACCUGAAAUUGACUUGACCGCUCUCCCCAAUCUGACCCUCCUCCCUGCAUCUGAAUAGCAGCUAAGCAGACUGAAAGACUUUUCAGAUGCUACAAAUGGAGCGUUGAGACAAAGAAGUCCAUCACUUCAUAAGUUUCUUGGGCAGCCUUCGCUAGCCUGAUGUCCCACAGAUGUUUCAGGAUUGCAGCUCUCACCAGCCCCAGCUUGCCGGGGACUGUAGUCCACGAUCUUCUGGAGGGUACCAUUGGUGGAGGCUGUUCUUGAGAGCUUUUUCCAGCUGCCACCCGACAGUGACUUUGGCUGUGCAAAUUGCCAGUGCAAUUUGUGCCUGCUACAAAUUGCAGAGGUGGUGGGUUGUUGAGACUGGGGAGCUGUGGUGGUGGACCAAAUACAGAGAUUGGGAUUAAAGGGGUGGAUAACAGAUGUGUGGGGGGGGGGAGGCAUUGUUGUUCUUCAGCCUUUGUUCUAUCUCUAGUAGCUGCUAGUGGGGAAGGGGUGCUGUUUGAUCUGGGGAUCGGCCUGUUGAAUUGGCUGGGCAGGAAUACAUGAUGGAGGUCUGCAAGAGCCACUCAUGUCCCCACCUCUUCCCUUGCAGGGAUCAAGCACGAGUUGCAAGCAAACUGCUACGAGGAAGUCAAGGAUCGCUGCACCCUUGCGGAGAAAUUGGGCGGCAGUGCCGUCAUCAGCUUGGAGGGCAAGCCCUUGUGA